Messenger RNA from Dovyalis caffra, 441 nucleotides. The record is from the annotation of a GenBank genome assembly. Lineage: Eukaryota; Viridiplantae; Streptophyta; Magnoliopsida; Malpighiales; Salicaceae.
AUGCAAAUCCGAGUGAAGUGUAGCUGUGGAGCAGAGAAAUGUCCAGAAUGGGCAGUAGUUGAAUUACAAGGCACAGUUGAACUUAAUGCUUCAUUUCAAACCCACCUUCAAAAUCUCCAAAUUGGCCAGCUUUGCAGACUUUCCUCUACUUCUCAGGAAAGCUACACUUUCACUGUUGGGUAUCAUGAAUUGACAGGGUCUAAAGUGACCUUGAAGAAGCCAUUGUUGGUUUUGAAGAAAGUUAAAGGCUUUAUGGAUGUGGAUCAGAAUGAUGACAACAACAAGAAGGAUGACUUACCGUCGUCUAAGGUUGAAUUGGAUGUUAUUGGGAUAAUCAGACAUAAGAUUUUGUUUAAGACAAGACCCAAGGCAUUAAUAUCCAAACCACAGCCAUUGGUGAAGGAAAGAACCAGAGCUGCAGUUCAUACUGUUCCAAACUAG